Messenger RNA from Cylicocyclus nassatus, 231 nucleotides. The record is from the annotation of a GenBank genome assembly. Lineage: Eukaryota; Metazoa; Nematoda; Chromadorea; Rhabditida; Strongylidae.
AUGCGAAUUCUCUGUCUUCUAAUUUUGUCUGCUGUAUGUAUUGGAAGUGCUAUCGCCCAACUAGGACUGGGAAUGGGAGGAAUGGGAAUGGCUCCUUAUAAUGAACCAGUUGGACCAUUUGGCGGUACACCAUAUGCACGUUUAAAAGCAAUGCAUGGUUAUGGUAUGAUGGGACACCGUGGUGGUUUUGGAGGUUUUGCAGCGAACAAUAAUAACACAUUCAUAGUAUAA